GCACCAGUGUUUUAUUUCCUCUUUACAGUGCUGUGUCUUCCUGCCAGUACUGUAUCUGCGUAUAAUAAUCCUGCGCUGUUUCCUGUAUGUAUGUCUGUGAAUAUACUUCCAGGAAGAACAGGAAGCACCAAGACUGCUGAUAGAUUAAUCUGCAGCCUCCCUGCAGUUGCAGUGCAUAGCUGAAGCCUCUAACCAUAAUGGGAAAGAUAUAUUUUUAUUUUUUUGUUGCCUGUAUCGCCUUAGGGCAAUUUAAACUGGUGACAACCACAGGAUUCCUGGUGAACCGAAUACCAUGGAGGAUGACAGCGGUUAAUGGCUUCUCCUGGGCUAACUGCGAUGCUGAAACUCUGCCUGGAAAAAUAAAGACUCUCACCAUUCUUCCAGACCCGCUACUGAUCCCAGGAGAAAUGACCGUGUCUACAGUCCUGAAUACUAGCGUACCACUGAUUUCCCCAGUCACGAUCAACGUUUCGGCAUAUAAAAAGAUCAUGGGCGAAUGGCUGAAGAUCCCCUGCUUGGAUAACGUUGGAAGCUGCACCUAUGAAAAUUUUUGUGACAUUCUAGAUCAGUUAAUUCAGCCAGGACAGGACUGUCCAGAACCUCUGCAUUCCUAUGAAUUACCCUGCCACUGCCCCUUUAAAGAAGGAAUUUACUAUUUGCCUGUUUCCAGCUUUGAAGUCCCAAGCAUGGCUAUACCAUCAUGGUUUUCCAGUGGUGAUUACCGCGUAACUGUUGUCCUGAGCCACGGAGACCAGGAGAUUGGAUGCGCCAAAAUCACGUUCUCCCUAGCUGGAUCUUAUAUGCAUUGGGAGUAAAGAGAAAUCAAUAAAGGAAAAUGGGGACCAUUUAUUACAGACAUAAUGAUCCAAAAUUCUGUCACUUAUUCCAGACAUAUAGAAGCCUGGGGGAUGUAAAUACUGUAUAUAAUGAGAUGUUUAUCUUGUCUUUAAAUAAAUCACUCCCCCGUUUCAUGAGACAGCCCUCACAUAAAAGCCAAACCUGGCUUAGUGAUAAACAAGAUUAUAAUAUUGCGUCUAUAGUUUUAUUGCAGAUGUGUUAAUAGCCAUAAAGCACACAGGGCUGUGUCUUAAGAAUUUAACCCUUUGCUGGCAGUAAUAGUUGUAAAUAUUUUAAGAAUAGAAUGAGAGAAUACAUGAAGUAGAUUAUGACAGUUAGUGUUAUGCUUCAGAUAGGAUUGGCGCCAAGCAAUACUGUCAUAUUUGGAACGAGCACAGGGGGGGGGGGGGGGGUGUUGCUUCAACUUGAUCAGUAUUUUUUUGUUUUGUCAAGUCAUUGUUUUCACAGAUACAGUGACCCAUGGUACACAGAACAAUCCCCCUCUAAUAUUUGCUGCCUGUCUCCUUGGGAGGAUUGAAGUGUGCCUUGCCUGCAUGGGCGGAACAUCCAUUCAUGCCGGGUUUCAUCUUUAUUCUUUACUUAUAAAUAAUGAUGUCACGUAGCAAACAAAUAGCUUAAUAAAUCAUUCUUACACAA
Pseudophryne corroboree (corroboree frog) is the source of this 1494-nucleotide messenger RNA. RefSeq names its product ganglioside GM2 activator (gene GM2A). Gene Ontology annotation, biological process: ganglioside catabolic process; lipid transport. Bases 198 to 815 code for a protein of 205 amino acids. The record is from RefSeq and is a predicted model, not a curated record. Gene Ontology annotation, molecular function: lipid carrier activity; enzyme activator activity. Gene Ontology annotation, cellular component: cytoplasmic side of plasma membrane. The transcript is spliced from 4 exons. NCBI's taxonomy places the organism in Eukaryota, Metazoa, Chordata, Amphibia, Anura, Myobatrachidae.